AUGAAAUCUAAUUUUAACACAAAAUAUGAUAAAACACCAUCUUUAUUUGAUAUAAAUUUAAGUAUAAAACCAGAAUUAAAGAAUAACUCUUUGAAAGUGAGUAAAGCUAAACAAAACUUUCAUAAUAAAGAAAAUAGAGAUGUUAAGAUUAUUAAAAAUAGAAAUCUUUUUGGAAGCUCCCUAGAAAAUAUACAAACAGAUGAUUAUCAAGUGGGUAAGUUUAAUUAA
Messenger RNA from Hepatospora eriocheir, 228 nucleotides. Lineage: Eukaryota; Fungi; Microsporidia; Hepatosporidae. The record is from the annotation of a GenBank genome assembly.